Molecule: messenger RNA, 4440 nt
Organism: Oncorhynchus keta (chum salmon)
Lineage: Eukaryota; Metazoa; Chordata; Actinopteri; Salmoniformes; Salmonidae
Gene: zc3h12aa
Product: ribonuclease ZC3H12A
Exons: 6
Coding region: 391-2382 (663 amino acids)
Biological process (GO): 3'-UTR-mediated mRNA destabilization; nuclear-transcribed mRNA catabolic process, RNase MRP-dependent
Cellular component (GO): nucleus; cytoplasmic ribonucleoprotein granule
Molecular function (GO): mRNA binding; RNA endonuclease activity; metal ion binding
Source: RefSeq, a predicted model, not a curated record
UAGAAAUCAGACUUUACCUUAACAGGGCAGGGUUAGUUUCAGUUUCAGUUUCAGAAAUUCAAGAAUUAAAUUUGACUUCUAGGACUAGGAAAAUGUAGCUCUACAAGGAGCGUAGGCUAUAAUUUGAAGGCGACUUGGGAGGACUUUAAUAUUUUGGGCCCGUGGCCGCACAGGAAUAAAGGAAGGACACUUUUGAGUACGAGCGAGGGAGGUGCUGCGUUUGCGAAGUCAUAGCCAUAGCGUAAAUCAGAAAUGCUAAACGUAUGGUCGAGGUAAAAAUGGAUCACCACGAAGAGGAACACGAAUUGAAAGUUAAGGCAACAGUAUCAACAUGAAAAAUAGGUCAUAACCCUCCCAUGCUGUACAAGAAAGCCCAGACAGUAAUAGAGCAUGGACCAGGCCUUUCCCAGCCUCCAGACCCCAGCCACUAGUCCAUUUGAACCCAACACAGGAGAGCUCCAGCUCAGGGUGGACUUCUUCAGAAAGUUGGGCUACUCCCCCAUGGAAGUUCGGUCUGCCCUGCUUAAGCUAGGCCUGAGUACAGACACCAACUCUGUACUGGGAGAGCUGGUCCGCAGUGGAGCCAGCACUAGUACUUCUAACUCAACCAUCCCUGAGAGUGGUGAUGAUACUACUGGCCCCACAAGCCACACAGGCUCCAGCAUGGCCUCCUCUAGGAACUAUGGCCCCAAGAGAGACAGACCAGUCCCAUUACUGGAAGACAGGCGGGACACAGACAGUGAACUGAAACCUAUCGUUAUUGACGGCAGCAAUGUGGCCAUGAGUCAUGGUAACAAACAAGUGUUCUCCUGUAGGGGAAUUGAGUUGGCAGUGAUCUAUUUCCUGGAUAGAGGUCACUCAACGGUCAUUGUGUUUGUGCCCUCAUGGCGCAAGGAGCAGCCCAGGCCUGAUGUCCCCAUCACAGACCAACACAUUCUAAUGGAGCUAGAGAAGAAGAAGAUAGUCGUCUUCACUCCCUCGAGACGCGUCGGUGGUAAACGGGUGGUCUGCUACGACGACCGUUUUAUUGUGAAGCAUGCCUACGAGUCGGACGGCGUGAUCGUGUCCAACGACACCUAUAGGGACCUGCAGGGAGAGCGUCCGGAGUGGAAGCGUUGUAUCGAGGAGAGGCUGCUUAUGUACUCUUUCGUCAAUGACAAAUUCAUGCCCCCAGAUGACCCGCUUGGUCGUCAUGGUCCCAGUCUGGAGAACUUCCUUCGGAAGAAGCCUCUGCUGCCAGAACACAAGCGCCAACUCUGUCCUUAUGGUAAAAAGUGCACCUACGGCGUGAAGUGUAAGUUCUACCACCCUGAGCGCACUCACCAAUCCCACUCCUCGUUGGCUGACGAGCUCAGGGAGAAGGCAAGGCUUUCCUCGGAAAAAGAGGACCGGAAUCCCAUUAUGUCACACCUGUGGGGCCCCCAGGCCGACCCGGGAUCCUUUCCCUCCUACUCUCUGGAGAAUGACCUGGAGCACAGGUUGACAUUAGAGCACCGCGGUUCCCUGAGGGAGGGUCCCAAGAGCCAGGUAACUGAGAACAUGUUGCUAUACUGGGAUAGGCCACGCUCCAGUAGGAAUCAGCAGGCCCGCAGCCCCACAGCAGUAGGCCAAGGACAGAUGGACUGGCCCAGUAUGCUCUCCCCCUCCACUACUACUGAUCUCCCCUAUGCCAGCAUCUCCCAUGAGUGCCUGGACUCUGGUUUUGGCUCCUAUGAGAGCCAGAGCCAGUACUCGGAUGUGUCCCAAGGCCACAGCAAGGCCUUCAGGCCCAGGCAGCAGCAGGGCUUCCCCUCUGGUUCCAGACAUCCAGGCAUACAUCCAGAGAGGCUGGCCCAGGACAGCCCCCAGCCCUGCAGGUGUUUCCAUUUGGCUCCCUCCUCAGGUCCCCAGCAGCAGCACCACAGCAACCCACACCUCGAUUCCCACUCCCAAUCCCAGCUGAGGUAUGACACCUACUCGCCUCCUCUGUUCCCACCCAACAUGCACCACUACAGCCUCCCCUGCAACUUCCAGCAAGACGGGGUGGGGGCACACCAUUUCCACCCCCAUCAGCACCCCCAGAAGUACUGGUCAGACCCCUUCCAUGGCGGGGUCCCCCAGGUUAGGGCAUCCUGUAGCCUCCCCCCCGGCCCCCACCCUACCCCGCAUGGAGCCCCCCACUCAUGCUCCUCUUACAGGAAUCAGCAGGAACACGACUCCUGGGCCCAGCCACCUCCACCUUCUGCCUUUGACACAGAGAGAGAGGAGCUCCGUAAGAAACUGCAGGCCAUUUUCAACCCCCACCAGGUGGAUACGGUCAUGGAGAUGUUCCCUCACCUGAUGGACGCCCAGAAGCUGGCUGCAGAGAUCCUCAACCUCAAAUCUCAGAGAGGUGCCUUCUGAUGCCUCUAAGCAUCUUGUCUAAGGGGUUGAUUCAGGGUUGAGAUAAGCUUGCACAACUCUUAACUUCCACGUAAAUCAUUCAUUGAUGUCAAUGGGGCGGCAGCGUAGCCUAGUGGUUAGUGUUGGACUAGUAACCGGAAGGUUGCGAGUUCAAACCCCCGAGCUGACAAGGUACAAAUCUGUCGUUCUGCCCCUGAACAGGCAGUUCCCAGGCCGUCAUUGAAAAUAAGAAUGUGUUCUUAACUGACUUGCCUGGUUAAAUAAAGGUAAAAUUAAAAAUUAAAAAUACUUGGGUGAAAAUGUGCCUUGAAAAUGUUCUCUUGCUCUUUUCCUUUAAUUUACUCUAACGGUUUGAACUGUUUUGAAUGUGAAAGGGCAACAUUUUGUUGUUGUCCUUCCUUCGCGAUCAUGUGCUUGCGUUGCAUAGCUUAUGUGAAAUCCAUGACAGGUAGUGUGUUCACAGUUUGGGAGAAGUGUGGAGAAUCGGCAUGAAUCCCCUGUCGUGUUUAACUGGAUUAUUUGAGAUUUUGACUUAUUGAAGUUGUAUACAUUUAUAACAGUGUAGUCAAAUCUUGCCUUUAGACUCAGUACCACGUCAAAAGUGAAUCUAGAGCAUUUGACUGUUGAUGCAUAUUGUAUCAUCAUUUGGGAUAUACAGUAUGUGAUCUCUCGUUUGUCCGAAAUUCAGCUCUCAUGCAAUAAGAAAUAAUUGUCUAAAAUAAUGUCCUUGUCUAAAAUGUCACCUUUUUACUGUUUUUUUUAUAUUGUGGUUCUGAUGGCCAUAAUGUAUUUCCUGUCUCAUAGACAAAUAUUCGGUUUUCCAUCUCUUUAUGCAGUGUGGAAUGCAAUGGUAUACCUUUUUCCGUGUAUAAAGCUACGCCCAAAGAGCCCCAACCACUAUGCAGUAUCCUUUUAACCAAGGGUAUAUGUGGAAGAAGCUGCCAAAGAACUGAAUGAAUGUUUUAGAAGCACUUUGUCAUUGAUCCAAAUGUUCUAAUUCCCUCAUAGACCAGAAUGUGACUUUUUCAGCAAGAUUGAUGUAUAAAAAUAUGUGUACUGUAAUAUGGCUUGUGAGGGUCUCUUGUAUCACCAAAGACUGGGUAAAUCCAAUAGAUAUUUUAAAGUAACUGUCCAGUGUUUCCCGAUUUCUAUGAAAUAUGACCUAUAAUUAAUUACAAUACAGUAUGAGUGAAAUGGUUUUCCUUCCAAAAUGUUUUAAGUAGGUUAAAAAGCAGCUUUUCUGUGUUGGAAUGGUGUGGGCGUACCCCAACAGAAUGGUGUGGGCGUACCCCAACAGAAGGGUGUGGGCGUACCCCAACAGAAGGGUGUGAGCGUAUAUCGUUUUUUUAAAUUUUUUAUAUUCAUGCGAAUAGACUGCUGAUUGGCUAUCUCAAGCUCCUCAGGAGGAUGACAACAUCCUCUGAGGAAAUAUUUUAUAAAAUGCUUGCUGUUUGUUUGAGUUUAAGGGUAUUUUUUUAAUGGUUUCUCCAAUUUAUGCUUUGGCCACAUACGAGUAUAAUAUGAGUCAUCAACAUUAUUUGGGUAUGAGUUAACAGAAUAUUAACUUUUUUUAAAGUGAGAUUCCCACUGGACAAUUACUUUAACAAUAUUUCUAUAUUAGUUGUUGGCUAUCCACUUUAUAGAUUUUUAAGUGCCUAAACAUGUCAAAUGUAUAAUUCAAUUAUCAUGGACAUUUUGAGUAGAGUUCUUGGUCUAAACAAAUUGUUAAAUUUUUUAUUUUUUAUUUUAAACUGUUUAUUUUACAGCACGGUAAGUAAUAGCUAGGUAUUUAAAGUCAGAAUGUUGUUAUUAUUAUGAAGCUGGUGGUACCAAGAGAUAGCAUAUCAGGUUAUUAGUGUUAAUGCAGUCAUAACUACAUGGUACUUUAAAUAAUUAACAGGUAACACUAGGCAUUUUAUUUCAAUGUAAAUAUUAUAUAUUUUUUAGAGUAGGCCACUUUUUCUUCAGACUACAAAUAGGUACUAUACCAAAUAGUUCAAUUUGUUGCCAAGUACUUUCCAGUACCUAGUACUUAUCUGUAAUAAAGGGUUACUCACU